This is a messenger RNA of Grammomys surdaster, 1920 nucleotides long. Its product is annotated as transmembrane epididymal protein 1A-like. Lineage: Eukaryota; Metazoa; Chordata; Mammalia; Rodentia; Muridae. The record is from RefSeq and is a predicted model, not a curated record. Bases 374 to 1093 code for a protein of 239 amino acids. The transcript is spliced from 3 exons.
GAAGGACAGAUAACGAACCAGAGUUACCCAGAUGCAGAAUGAGUCUGGGACAGAAAUAAACAAACUAACCGAGAGUUUCAGACACACAUGGAAAGCAACUGGAAAUGAGACCAGGCCAAGUCACCAGGUGCCUUGAAGGUUAUUCAAGGGUGGAUCUGGCCUGUGAAGCCACAGCUAAGUUCAAAAGGCCAUUGAAGAGUUCAAAUCAGGCGCUGGUGUAAUUAGCUCUCCUUCUCAAAGCUCACCUGGCUGCAGAAGAGCUGGUUAUCAAUGAACCAGAGCAGAAGACCAGAACGGAAACCAUGACACCCACCCCACCCUACGUUUGGGUUUCCUCCAAAACCAUUUCCCUUCUGCAAGUGGAUGCAGUGGGAUGGCACUUCUCUCCAGGGCUGUGAUAUGCAACUCACCUGUCCAAUAUCCACCACUCCGUCCUUGGAGCAAAGGAAGAUGGGCAAGGUUACGGCAAAUGUAUUACAUCGGCUUUCUGAAGAUACUGAGUUCUUGCAUUUUAGUAGCCCAAGAGUUGAACAGCAUACAUUGGCAGUUGAUACUCAUCACCAAGAGGCAUCACCUGAGAAACUUCAUGUACCGCAAACAGUGGCAGCAUCUCACUCUCUACAUGUCCUUCUUUCUGAGUGGGUGUGCAGAUGUGGUCAGCCAGAACCUGCUGCCCAAGAGGUGUGUAGUUCUGGAGCAAGGCGCCCAAGCGUUGAGCAUGUAUCUGUUCUUGCCCCUGAUGGUGUCUCAUAUGCAGGACACAGAAGGAGUGGAGCUGCAGACUCACAUGCUGCUCAUCCAGGCCAUGUUCCUGCUGACCCUCGUGGGGACGAUAGAGCUGUGGGCUCCUAAUGUGCUGCUGAUCUGGAUGCUGAAGGCCUUUCUGUACGUUGUCACAGGCUCCUGGCUGAUGCAGAUAGGCUUCAUGCUGUACAAACCACUCUCUGGCUAUAAAUGGUUGGACGAUGACGAGAAUGACAUGGCGUUUGCCACCACUUUCUUCUGCUGGCAUGUGGCCUUUGGUGCCUUCUUGAUGAUCUCCGCCUACGGUUUCUCCAUUUUGUGGUUCCGUUACCUUGGUGCUGAUACCUGAAUCUGGACAUGCCCAAGUGGUUUCCUAUUGGCUGCAUGCUGCAAGGCCAUCUGGAUGUCAAGUCAUGAGAGGGGAGCUUGUCAAGAGGAUCGGAUGUCCUUCAGAGGUGCCCCAUCUUUAGGCAGCAGACUGCGGUGGGAUGGGCUUACCUUCUCUCCGCUCUGGCUUCUUUUCAUCUAAUUUGCUGAAGGGUGCAGAAGAAAGAUGAAUGAAUGAGAUCACACAGCUAUGACGUUCCCUCGCUUAGCCCCCUGCAAGCCUCUCCAAUCCUCCAGCCGCAGCACCUGCUUGGCCUGAACCUCUUUGUACCCCUCCCCCAUACCCUUCACGUCACUCCCAUGAGAACAUAAUGAAUUUAGUAAGUCCUGCCUUUGGAACUUUUGAUAACUGUUUUUUUUUUUUUAACUUUACUGUAUAGAAAUACUAGCUAGAAAUCACACUUAGCAUAUUGUAAUUCAGCUAUCAUAAUAACCAUCCCCUCAUCCUUGUCCUUGACUUCUGUGAUGCUUAUUCCAAGUCCAGGCUGUUUUCUUGGCUAUGUGAAGUUCCGAACUGCUCCUGGUUUGUUCCUCUGACCACUUUGUGAUUGCUCUGACUGAAAGUCAGACCCUUGUGAACUGCACCUUCCUCUAUAGGGUCUGAUAGAAUGCAGCGAGGCCCUAUACACGGGAGAAGGCCACAGGGGCUUCCCCAAGUAUGGUCAUGUUCUCCUCCUUAGCCUCUCAGCCCAUUGUCUGGACUCAUCUCAGUAAGUUUCCAAAUAGUAGACUUGGCCAGCUCCAGCCCUCUCUGGUUCCCAUGGAUAAUAAAGUCUACUGGCUUGCUUA